This is a messenger RNA of Octodon degus (degu), 912 nucleotides long. It is a transcript of the gene Sdcbp, whose product is annotated as syndecan binding protein. The transcript has 8 exons. NCBI's taxonomy places the organism in Eukaryota, Metazoa, Chordata, Mammalia, Rodentia, Octodontidae. Gene Ontology annotation, cellular component: plasma membrane; cytoplasm. Gene Ontology annotation, biological process: positive regulation of transforming growth factor beta receptor signaling pathway. The annotation marks the transcript as partial. Gene Ontology annotation, molecular function: syndecan binding. The record is from RefSeq and is a predicted model, not a curated record.
AUGAAGAAGUACAUUGAGUGCUUUCUAAAAAGGAUCAUCAGAGCAAGAACUUUUGCCUCUGUGGAAUUAGCAUACCUCCCCCGUGAGCCUUGGGAUUCAGAAUUUUUUUCAUCUGGAGUUUCAUGCGGCAGCAUUGGCUCGGGGCGGGCGGGCCUCCGGCGCCGCGCGGUUCCCUCGGGUCUCGGAAGUCGGUGCUGGAGACGCGGGCGGCGGCGGCGGCAGCGGCGAGCGACCCGCGCGGAGAAAAAUCCUGCAGAAAUGUCUCUCUAUCCAUCUCUUGAAGAUUUGAAGGUAGACAAAGUAAUACAGGCUCAGACUGCCUUUUCUGCAAACCCUGCCAACCCAGCAGUUCUGUUGGAAGCUUCUGCCCCCAUCUCCCAAGAUGGAAAUCUCUAUCCCAAGCUGUAUCCAGAGCUUUCUCAGUACAUGGGCUUAAGUUUAAAUGAAGAAGAAGUGUGUGCCAUGGUCCCUGGAGCGCCAGUGCAGGGGUUGGUAGCAAGACCUUCCAGCAUGAACUAUAUGGUGGCUCCUGUAACAGGGAACGAUGUUGGAAUUCGUAGAGCAGAAAUAAAACAAGGGAUUCGUGAAGUCAUUUUGUGUAAGGAUCAAGAUGGAAAAAUUGGGCUCAGGCUUAAAUCGGUAGACAAUGGUAUAUUUGUUCAGCUCGUUCAGGCAAAUUCUCCAGCCUCUCUGGUUGGUCUGAGAUUUGGGGAUCAAGUCCUCCAGAUCAAUGGUGAGAACUGUGCGGGCUGGAGUUCGGACAAAGCACACAAAGUGCUCAAACAGGCUUUCGGAGAGAAGAUUACCAUGACCAUUCGCGACAGGCCCUUUGAACGGACAAUUACCAUGCACAAGGAUAGUACUGGACAUGUCGGUUUUAUUUUCAAAAAUGGAAAAAUAACAUCCAUAGUG